AUGUUCAAAUUCACUAUAGACGACGCAAUAAAUCGCUACUUAUGGCCAAGCCAAGUAUCACGACUUCCAAGCCCUGUGGCCAGAUUCCUUGGUGGGUCUACACCACGGCCGGUGUCGGAUCUAUGGCUAUGGCUCGAGAUUCUCGUCUCCACAUUUUGCGGGAUCGCAGUCAUCGAAGCCAUUUUCAAAACGCACACUGUUUUUUCUGACCACAACGCCCCGCUUAUCAUUGCCAGUUAUGGUGCCUCUGCAAUUCUCUGCUUUAAUGCGAACGGCUCUCCUUUGGCACAGCCGCGGAACGUGAUUAUGGGCCAGUUUCUCUCGUCGUUGAUUGGUCUUUGCGUGCAAAAAUUGUUUCUGUUGUCUUCUGCCGGCAGAGACAAUUACUGGGCUGGGGGAGCCUUAAGUGUGGCUAUACUGUCAGUAGCAAUGUCCAUUUUCAACUGUGUGCAUCCUCCUGGUGGAGCUUCUGCCUUGCUUCCAUGCACAAGUGAGGAGAUUCAGAGAAUGAGCUGGUGGUAUCUCCCUGCUCAGUUGGUUUCCUCUGUAGUCAUGGUUGCUGUAGCCUGUAUUUUUGGUAACAUUUUGAGAAGCUAUCCUUCGUACUGGUGGUCCGGAGGAAUCAUGGGGAAGCCGUUAGAAGAUACCGAAAAGGACAAAGAAGACGUUCUCCUGUUGCCAUCAACUGUACGCAGUGAGAAGUCUCAUGCCUUACGCUACGUGGAUGGCUUACCUCGAAUCGAGAUCGACGGCGGCUUCAUCAACUUGCCUGCGGGUUUGGAGUUGAGCAACCUUGAGAAAGACUGGCUUACUUCGCUUCAGAAACUGAUGGCUAAGCUUGAGUCAUAA
Messenger RNA from Metschnikowia bicuspidata var. bicuspidata NRRL YB-4993, 849 nucleotides. RefSeq lists its product as uncharacterized. Lineage: Eukaryota; Fungi; Ascomycota; Pichiomycetes; Serinales; Metschnikowiaceae. The transcript has a single exon. Bases 1 to 849 code for a protein of 282 amino acids. The record is from RefSeq and is a predicted model, not a curated record.